CCAUACACAAAAUGGCGACCGGCAGUUGAGCUCGGCGACUUUCCCCACGUUCGAAUUCCGUUAAAAACUGUCCCUCGACCCCACAUUUCCGAACCAUUACUCUCAGCAGUCAUGCCGUCGAGUACCCCGAAGCUGAUGGUCACCCUCGGUGUGGUUGGACUCGUUCACGCAGCCAUCUCGGCGGCACAACACCGCUCCUACCUGCGCCUUACCGAGCAAGACUUCACUAUCCUUCCACUGGACAUCAUCUUCCAGAGCGUGAUGUGUCUUCUUGUGACCAUGUACGGCGUCAUCUGCGUCGCCGGGGACUUCAAGGAGGUCCGGGCCACCGUCGAACUCGAGAACAAGAGCUUCGAGACCUUCGGCAAUCGACCGUCCUUCUACACCUUUUGCCAUCGAGGUCGAGCGUUAGCUCGGGGUUAAGUUGUUACUACGCGAUUGCCACUAUGGGCGGCUGGUCUUCGACCCUGGCGGUUUACUUUGUCUUUCGUUGAACUAUACCGCGUUUUCUUGUACAAAUAAACUAUAAUUUGUAAACCGGAA
This is a messenger RNA of Ixodes scapularis (black-legged tick), 543 nucleotides long. RefSeq names its product ER membrane protein complex subunit 5 (gene EMC5). The record is from RefSeq and is a predicted model, not a curated record. Bases 112 to 423 code for a protein of 103 amino acids. The transcript has a single exon. Lineage: Eukaryota; Metazoa; Arthropoda; Arachnida; Ixodida; Ixodidae. Gene Ontology annotation, cellular component: plasma membrane; EMC complex; early endosome.